GUUGGCAGGCAAGACAAGUAAAACUAACAUCAGAAAAAUGGUAAAAGUAAAUUUUAUUUUGGCUAUUUUCCUGAGCACCUCUUCGGGCGUCGUGGAGGACUUGAACAACCAAGUGGCAUUUGAGAAGAUUGGAGAGAUGGCCAGCUCAACAUCGUUUGCACACUUGGGAUUUAAGCUCCAUCUAAAGGAGCUGUUCGACAGACUAAACUUGGCGAUCGUUAUCAUCAACACGACAGAGAUAGCGGUCUUGGACCCAAGUUUAGGAAACGGUACCGAUGCAGCAUUGGUCCGACAAGCCGGGUUUCAUCUAGAAGAGGAAGUCAAGAGGUUGAGGAUGCUCAUGCACCUCAACAUUGAAGAGGCUCAACUAAAGGUGUAUGAGUCAAUCGGAAUGGAGACGAAUCCUUACAACCUCACUGGGAUUCUGAAGAAAACUUCAAUGAUGGGACCAACUGAAAUGGCUUCGGGCGGACGAAAGAAGAGGCAAUCCUUGCUUGGCGUCGGAACCGUGCUGUC
Paramuricea clavata is the source of this 516-nucleotide messenger RNA. NCBI's taxonomy places the organism in Eukaryota, Metazoa, Cnidaria, Anthozoa, Malacalcyonacea, Plexauridae. The record is from the annotation of a GenBank genome assembly.